GCAGCUGUCCCCUCGCUUGACUAACCUCGAGUGGGCUGGUUUUAAAAUCAAAAACAAGUAUCCUAGCUACUUAGAGACAGGGCGAGUCGACAGCAAUGCGUGUUUAAAGGCAAAAAUUCAAAUGAUUCAAGUCUAGAUGGCAUGCUGAUGCGUCACACUAACUGAUGCAAACACUUCGUGAAGUAAAUACUGGCCGCUAGGUUAGCUAGCCUAGCUAGAGCGAUUUACUGUUUUCGUGUUAGAUUUGUAAUUUUAGACGAUGUAUAUGGGUAUUUCUGCGAGGUAUAACACGAUCUGCCAGUUACACGAACCUGGCGGCACCACCACAAAAAAAGAUUAUAUUUCGUGGCGAUACGGCCUAAAUGUUUCCCAAAGUUUAUACAGCUAGCGUUACCACAUCUAGCUUAGCUAGGCCUGGUAACGCUGCUAGCUAGGUUAGCAACCUUAGUUGUUAGCUAACGCUAGCUGCUUUCAACAUUUAUUUUCCUCGUUUCCUAAGCAGCUAACGAGCAUUUAAUUUUAUUAGUACCUCAAGCAUAUUUUAAAGUGCCAAGAUGUAUACAAUUUUGAAUGAAUAAUUUGAAUAACAUUAAAUUUUCUGCUAUCUUAGUUAAUAGUAACUCGCUGAGACGUAUGUGCAUGUUGCAAAAUGUCUACAUAUGACUAUUUUUAAAGAUUAAGACAGAAAACAAAACCCCUGCCUGCCUGUAACGCUGUACAGCUGAAUGGUAGUGGGUGUGUGGUAAACCUGAUUACUCAUCACCACUCAAAUGGCGGCAGUAUACCAUGGUGUAAACUUUAUAUCGAUUACCGUGUAAAAAACCAAACAGAAUUUUAACACGCUGCUCUCCAUCUACACGUGUAUAUUAUGAAAUCGCUCUAAAACGAGAUUUAAAAAACACAUGCUAUUGGUGUGUUUUUACGCUAUAACUGACAUGUUUACCAACUCUGUCAGGACCAAAUACGCAAUGUGGCCAAAGGUGAUUUACUGCCCAUAUAAUGCUUCAGUGUUGGCUGUGGCUACAGUGAACAUGAUGGCAGGCCAGCCUGUGUCAGUAAACAAGUACCAGGAGGGAAUGCAACAGAUGCAGGCAGUGGAGCAGGGAGAUGGUGACCCAGAGCAGAGCUUUGCUGACACAGGCCCAGGGGUAACCUGCAGUCCCACUCUCACUGAACCUCAGACUCCAAUGGAUGCAGACAAAGCAUCCAUAUACAGGCAUCCACUCUUUCCGCUCCUAGCCCUGCUGUUUGAGAAGUGUGAGCAGUCUACUCAGAGCUCAGAAUGUGUUACAUCAGCAAGCUUUGAUGUUGAUAUUGAGAAUUUUGUACGCAGCCAGGAGAAAGAUGGCAAGGCUUUCUUCAGUGAGGACCCUGAGCUGGACAAUCUAAUGGUGAAGGCCAUUCAGGUGUUGCGGAUUCACUUGCUUGAGCUGGAGAAGGUCAGUGACCUAUGUAAGGAUUUCUGCAGCCGCUACAUUGCCUGCCUCAAGACCAAGAUGAACAGCGAGACUCUACUGAGUGGAGAACCAGGCAGCCCGUAUUCUCCUGUACAGACACAGGCCUCUAGCUCUUUCUCUGGGGCACUCAGCCCCCAGGGCGUUGUCGUCCCUGCAUCAGCUCUGCAACAAGGCAAUGUUACCGUGACAACAGUUAAUCCCCCACAGAUGGUGGCAGGUGGUACAGUUUAUCAGCCAGUCACCGUAGUAACGCCACAAGGCCAUGUGGUUACCCAGGCUAUCUCACCAGGCAGCAUACGCAUUCAGAACCCCCAGCUACAACUGCAACUGAAUCAGGAUUUGAGCUUCCUUAGUGCUGAUGACAGCUCAUCUAAAAAUAAGCGUGGUGUUCUUCCAAAACAAGCCACCAGCAUCAUGCGUACGUGGCUCUUUCAACACAUUGGGCACCCUUAUCCUACUGAAGAUGAGAAGAAACAGAUUGCUUCUCAAACCAAUUUGACUUUGCUCCAGGUCAAUAACUGGUUCAUUAAUGCACGGAGGCGGAUCCUGCAACCCAUGUUAGAUGCCAGCUCCACAGAGACACCCAAAACCAAGAAAAAGACUCCACAAAACCGCCCCUUGCAGCGCUUCUGGCCUGACUCGAUUGCCUCCUCUGGACCCCAACAGCAGCUCACCAUGGCUGAUGGUACCGUGGUUGCUGUUGGGAUGACUGUAGAUGGCUUCCAGGCUCUCUCAUCGGAUGGAGCGACGCUCGCAAUGCAGCAGGUCAUGAUGGGUAAUCACAGUGAAGAGGAAACAGAUGACAGCGGAGAUGAAGAUGACCUGUCUGCAGCCAGCAUGACCAGGCUGGGCCUGGAUGCCAGUGACUGAAACACACACACACACACACACACACACACACACACACACACACACAGAGAGAGAGACACACACACAAUGGAAUAAAAACUUUUACACAAAGAUUUACACACUUGUUCAAGCCAUUACGUUAACCAGUUUACAUGGUGAGUUUAGCAAUGCUCAUGCACUACAGACAGAAAAAAUACUAAAAAGGGGAUUUUAGAAACAAAUCUAGAGUUUUGUAGUACUGUAUAUAGGCAUUUACAUUUAUUACAUUUAUCUCACACAAGUACACACACAGUUUACAGAGCACAACCUUCUGGAGAGGCGUAUUGAGUGAGAAGAGUCUGCUUUUAUUGCAUAGAGAUAUAGGCGAGUCGACUUUUUUGUAAAACAAACUCCAGAAUAGAAGGCCAGAAAAAAAAAAAGCAAGUGUCUGAGUAAUGCUGAUGUUUGGAAAUCCUUGUUAUGUAGCGUUUGGUAAUGAUUUAUCUUUUCUAUCAUAAUCUACCUGGACACCAACAUCUUGAGAGUUUUUGCUUGUGAUGGUUUUAAACUGCAUGCUAGUGUUUCUCCUCUGUAUUCACUCCCUCCUAACCACAUCAUGCCUCGCGUGGAGGCCGCGGGCGGGAAAAAAAAGAUGCUUAUUUUUAUAUAAUGAAAAACGUAUUUGCUUUCUUUUUUAUUAGUUUGUUUUUGUUGUGUUUUAUAAUGAAUAUUUAUGUAAAAACAAAACUUGCAAGCUAGCUGCCCAGUUUUCAGGGCUUAAUAACAUUUUCUAAGAAAAAGGGAAAAAAAAGUCCAGAUUUAUCGUUUUUAAAAUACACAAAUUGGUUUUAACACAAGCUGCAAAAAAUGCCUUAUGUUGUUUCUCUUUUCUAAAAUGAACUAGCUGGUCAGCACAGGAAGCCUAACCCACGGACCCAUUUGAACAGCAGCACGGCAGAGCCGUUGAGUCAGUCAAGUCCUCUACCUGUUUGGCAGGUGGGAGCUGUGCUGAUGGGAAGGUGCUCUUCCACUGUAUUUGCCUUAUGCUGCCUAGUGUAGCCAAAGCCUGCCAGUACUGAACCCUGCACAGACUCCUGGCUAAGCAGUCAAAUUUAGUGACCUAAAAUUAGUGUCAUGCCUCAAGCUCCCUCCUGACAUUAUGGGCCAGUUUCCCAGAUAGGGAUUAAGCCUAGCCUUGAACUAAACUGUAGUGCCAAUGUUGAAGCACCACUGGCACUUCUUUGUACUCCAAGAUUCUGCUUAAUAUGGGUGUGGGAAAAUUGGCCAAUGGGGUUACUGACUGACUUAAAAUGCACCCAAGGCUCUAGGUGCCCUUAUGAAAUGUUUUUCAUAAAAAUGUAUUUUGAACAUGAAAAAGACAUCAAAUGUCACAAAAUGUUAAUUUUAAA
Molecule: messenger RNA, 3694 nt
Organism: Electrophorus electricus (electric eel)
Lineage: Eukaryota; Metazoa; Chordata; Actinopteri; Gymnotiformes; Gymnotidae
Gene: pknox1.1
Product: pbx/knotted 1 homeobox 1.1
Biological process (GO): regulation of DNA-templated transcription
Molecular function (GO): DNA binding
Source: RefSeq, a predicted model, not a curated record